CUCCUUGUGCCUCUACAAAUAAUAAGCUUGAACACAAGUGGGUGUGUGCAGUGCCUAUAAAGUUGCCACGGAAAGCUUGGUGUGGGAGGGUGCACCACUGGGUUCCAGCUCUCUGCUCAGCUGUGCUGUUGUGAUGGGGCUCCAGGCUGGAACAACCCGGCUCCAUGGGGACCUUGUCCUCCUACCCACGGUGGUGGCGAUGCUUCUCCUCUGCGCAAGUGCUGGCCCAGCAGUACCCACUGCCAGCCCCCGGGGUGGGUUCCCCCCAGACUGCAGCCAUCUCCGCAAGACCAGCCCCAGCGGGGUGUACGUCAUCCAGCCGGCACAUUCUCCUCCACGUGUGGUGUGGUGCGACAUGGACACGGAAGGCAAAGGCUGGACUGUUGUCCAGAGAAACUCUCAUGACACUGAACUCACAUGGAAGCAAUCCUGGACCACCUACAAGUAUGGCUUUGGGAACGUGCAAGGUGAUCACUGGCUGGGCACGGAGUACCUGCACCUGCUGACACAGCAAGGCACCUACAAAGUCCGCUUCGUCGUGCGGGAUAAAGCCAAUGUCACCCAUUACGCUGAAUACGACAUCUUCAGGGUGGAGAGCGAGGCCAGUGGGUACCCGCUGCGGCUGGGCCGGUUUUCUGGUGAUGGGGAGGACUAUCUGACCAUCUAUCAUCCUAAGAAAGGGGGCAUACACGACAACAUGAAGUUCAGCACAACUGAUAAGGAUCAGGACCAGUACAGUGGAAACUGCGCCAACAGCUACGGGGGCUGGUGGUAUGACAGGUGCCAGAACGUCCUACUCAACGCCAAAAAACGCAUUGUUUGGCCAGGAUUCUGCGAUAAUGGCGACUGUACAUCCUCCCUCAUCCUGGUCAAGCCCACAGACGUGUGCUGACCGUGCCGCAGCGCCCAGCCUCCCGGGGGUUUCGGGGAGUGCCACCGUCCCCAGCUCAGUGCCCCGUCCCCCUGCCUGCCAACACCCCGUGCCAGCCCCGGUGCAGAUCCUGCGCAGCUGCAGCUCCUGCACCGUCAUCAGCUGGAACACAGCGGCUCUGGGGCUCAGGAGCAAUUGCCCGGAGCCCCGGGCAUGCGGGCAGCUGUGCCCGGUGCCGCAGUGCUGGCCAGCACUGGGACGCAGGCACUGGUUUGGGGUGGGUGCCCCCACUCCUGUCCUGGGGAGACAGUGCACGUUCCCUCCCCUGCGCAGUCGGUGUGCCCCUGCUUUGUUCAGGCCCUGCUCCCCGCCCAGGCCCCAUAGAUCCCUCAGCUCUGCUGCCCACGGUGGGAGAAAUCAGCUGCAAUAAACCCUGGAGCCAGA
Molecule: messenger RNA, 1315 nt
Organism: Columba livia (rock pigeon)
Lineage: Eukaryota; Metazoa; Chordata; Aves; Columbiformes; Columbidae
Product: fibrinogen-like protein 1-like protein
Exons: 3
Coding region: 134-892 (252 amino acids)
Source: RefSeq, a predicted model, not a curated record